Molecule: messenger RNA, 1680 nt
Organism: Gadus chalcogrammus (walleye pollock)
Lineage: Eukaryota; Metazoa; Chordata; Actinopteri; Gadiformes; Gadidae
Product: tumor necrosis factor receptor superfamily member 6-like
Exons: 9
Coding region: 199-1197 (332 amino acids)
Biological process (GO): negative regulation of apoptotic process; necroptotic signaling pathway; immune response
Cellular component (GO): membrane raft; external side of plasma membrane; CD95 death-inducing signaling complex
Molecular function (GO): protein binding; tumor necrosis factor receptor activity
Source: RefSeq, a predicted model, not a curated record
GAUUCCAGGAACUUCGCCCGCCACGAUCGCUUGGGUUAGCGCACUUGAAGUGAAUUGAGGGAGUUGGCAAUCGCGCGAUCACGCGCUUGGUGGGGGAUGGCCCUAUAAUCGGCGACGGCGUUCCUCGUCUCGGGUGGGGCCGCACAAGUUUUGGAAGUCGGUAAACAACGAUUUGCUCUUUUGAAACGGAACUUCAAGAUGAAAUAUUACUCGCAAAGUCACUGCAAAUGGGCUAUGUUUCUCAUCGUCCUUUCCCUGCCACGGGUCGACUCUGCCAACCAGUUUAGCCCUGCUGGUCGCCGAAUCCGUAGACAAAUAAAUGCAUGUCAAGAUGGAAAUUACACAGUUAAUGGAAAGACCUGUUGUCUGUGUGCAGCUGGUCAGCUACUAACUAAGGAGUGUGAAGUUAACCCAGAGGACAGAGAUUGUGAGUUCUGUGAGCCGGGGAGAACGUACAACAGCAAGCCUAAUUCCGAGACCUUCUGCGAGAAGUGUACCUCCUGCACUCAGCCCCAUGCCAAUCUUGAGGUGAAGGAAGAAUGCACCACCGCCAAGGACACUGUGUGUCGGUGUAAACAGGGCUACUUCUGCCUCAGCGAACCCUGCAUCAGCUGUGACCCCUGUAAUAAGUGCGAGGAACUUGGUGUCAAGAAUUCCUGCACAGGAACCAAGGAUACGGUCUGCAAAGAGAGGAGCGAAGUCCCUGCAGCGAUCCUACCUGUCGCUAUCUUUAUUGGGCUAGUGCUUGUGGCAGCGGUAGGGUUCGCAGUCGCAGCUAGGAAGAAGAAAUGGUGUUGCUUCAAAACUUCCAAUGUAGGAUUUGAGGGGACGGAUGGGAAAUAUGUCGAAAAUUCUUCACUGGCACUACUUGAAGAUGAUAAAGACGGGAACUUCUCCAAGCUUAUCCCAGACAUCGCCGAGCUGGUUGGAUGGUACGAUAUGAAGACGAUCGCCAUGGCGGACGGCUUCAAGCAAACCAUCCUCGACAACAUCCAGCAAAACAACCCUGCGCAAGCCGAGGAACAGACCAUUUCGCUUCUGACGGAGUGGGAGCAAAAGCAUGGCAGGGAGGCCACCAGGAUGCUGAUGAAAGGGCUGUUGAAGUACAACAAAAAUGCCAAAGCGCAGGAAUUGCAGGGCAUCAUUCGGAGUGACAGAAGCAAUGAACCAGCAUCUGCCACUCCAGGAAAAGUUUGAUACAUUGAUUAGCAUUUCUACAAUUUGGAAUUAUUACCUCACAGGGAUUUUCCUUCUGGUCACACAGAACUAUCCAAGACACUAGGCAUUUUUACACUGCAAAGCAAGUACAGUUGUUGCGUGGCAGAUGUUACAAUUUCACUGUCUUGCCUGUGUAGAACAGAGGGGGUGUAUUCCUCCUUCGUCAAGGAGCCGGCUAUCUUGGUUCGUUGGGAGUAGGCCCGACUACGCGCGGAGAACUCUUUAGAAAAAUGUGCACUGCAUCCUCAGAGUUUUAUUUCAUUUUAUUCAAGCCAGUCCCAUUGAAUAAUCAGUAGGGUACAUCUGAGUGCAGGCUACAAACCUGAUUCAUUAUUUACAAAUUCCAAAAAAACUAAACAUUUUCUUUAUUUGCUAACCACUUGUUUUUUAUCCUGAUGGAAGCCUUGUAAGGAAAUUUAUAUAUAUAUAUAUAUAUAUAUAUAUAUUUUUUUUUUCUUUUUU